AUGGACAGUUUGCCUACGGUGGAGGAGAUUCAAAAGGUUGUUUUUGAUUUAGGGGCUGACAGUGCUCCGGGUCCUGAUGGUUUCUCGGGUUGUUUCUAUAGGCAUUGUUGGGAGAUUAUCCAACAUGAUUUAUUUGUAGCAAUUCUUUUUUGCUGGCAACAUAAAUUUACUCCUAGUGAGGCUAAUUCGAGUCUUAUUAUUCUCCUGGCAAAGGUUAGAGGAGCUAAUUCUCUUCGGAAUUUUAGACUUAUUGGCCUUAGUAAUUUCUUUUUCAAGAUCUUUACUAAAAUUUUAACUACCAGACUGGGAAGUGUUUUGGAAAAACUUGUCUCUGAGGAACAAGUGGCUUUCAUGAAAGAGAGAAAUAUUCAUGAAAAUAUUAGCUUGGCCUCUGAGAUGGUUAAUGAGCUUCAUAUUAAAAGCAAGGAUGGCGGUUUGGGAAUGAAAUUGGAUAUUUCUCAGGCUUUUGAUAAUGUUAGUUGGUCUUUUUUGUUUUGGAGGUGCUCUGCAGGUAUGGUUUCUCUGAAGAUUGGUGUACAUGGAUCCAUUCUAUCUUACAAUCUGCUCGUAUUUCUGUUCUUUUAA
Molecule: messenger RNA, 585 nt
Organism: Papaver somniferum (opium poppy)
Lineage: Eukaryota; Viridiplantae; Streptophyta; Magnoliopsida; Ranunculales; Papaveraceae
Exons: 1
Coding region: 1-585 (194 amino acids)
Source: RefSeq, a predicted model, not a curated record